GUUUUCAAAUACAGGCUAGUGGGAAAGCUCAUGAUGGCGGUGAUCAGAAUGAGAAGUGCAUCAUAUUUUUCUAUUUAAGUCGAGAGAACUCGUGAGAAUAGUCUGGCAGUAUUUUAUGGUGUACCGCAGUACACUAGUACACAGCCUGACGAGAGGGGGGGACAGGGGGGCCUGGUGUACCCGGGCCCGCGGCUGUCAAGGGGGCCCGGCCUUGGAUCUCAAGCUUUCACCUUUGACCAAGGAAAUGAUAAUGACCAAGGUCACCAUCAUUCUUAUCUUGGGUGGCCUGUUCUCAAACCUGCUAUGGACAGUCGUAGCUUCUGCCGCAUCCGAUACAGAUGCAAGAGUUCAGGGCCUGACUAAGUGUAAGGGAGAGCACCUGGUGUUAAUGGAAGCAAGUCCUGAGGUUACUGCCCAUGUCUUUGUGUAUCGCAAUGGCGAGUCGGUGGCCAGCACGUCUGUACAGGCGAAGACAGACCUCCAGGGGCGACUGCUUGUGGGCGACAACUCCAGUGUGAGGCUGAAUAAUCUGACGUCAGGUGACCUCGGACUGUACCGCGUGGAGGUCAAACUUUCUGAUGGAAGCACCGUAGAUAAGAGCAAGAUGGUGGUGGUUAGAGAGCCCCCCGAGACUACGAACAAUCAGUUGGUCGUUGUUAGCGACACGUCUGACGUCACGUUGGUUCGUCUGAGAUGUGGUGUCUUCACGUUCUUGGGAUUCCCUCCCGUCUCCGUCAUAUGGAAGGAUCCCGUAGGACAGCUGCUGGCGAGUACAGGAUUCACCGACAACCACUUUACACUGGACCUGCCAGUGAAAGUUGCCAGACCUGGCCUCUACAGUUGUCAGCUUGACUGCCAGGACCCCAGCUACUGUUGUCUUGACGACCAGUCUCCUCUCAGACAAUGGGCUCAGAUCGAAGUGCAGAUAGACAAGGAUCUGGAGACCUCUAGUGAAGAUGGUGUAUCUGUGGCGAAUUUCUCCAGCCUGGUUCAGCGUGUGGAGGAGUUAGAGAGAAGCAGCAGAGCCCACGACUGCAGGGAAAGUGGUGUGGCUGCAAUGGCUCACCUUGUUCAUCGCCAAGCUAAGUGUGACCAGCUUGAUGCUUUGAUUGGUCGAUUAGUCGCAACAGAGGAAAAGAUUGCAGAUUUGUGGAAUAUCAGUAGAAUCCUAAAAGAAGUGCAAGACGAACUAAAUUCCACGAAGAACACCCUCAGCGAUUUUCAACUGCAAAGGCUAAAAGAGAUGACGGCGGUUAAUCAAGUCUUCGAGGACUUUCGCCUUCAGUUUGAGAAAGAGACGAUGAACAUAAAUGACACGCUAAAGAAUGUGUUAUUGAAACAACAGCAAAUGGAAGACCGGAUACCGAAGGUAGAUGAACGAAUGUCACAGGUAGACGUCAGGAUGUCGAAGGUUGAUGACCGAAUGUCACAGGUUGAUGACCGCAUGUCACAGGUUGACAACCGGAUGUCCCAGGUAGAUGAACGGAUGUUACAGGUAGACAUAGGCAUAUCGAAGUGGGCGGCCUCGAGGCUGACAGAUUGCGACUAUCGUAGUCAGUUAAUAAGCAACUUGACAGCCAUCGCUGAAGAUGUGGCAGUUCUCAAGACAGAAACUCGUAGUGAGAUGUCGACGAUGAGGAGUAAAGUUACCGACAUUGAGAACGCUUUAGCUACUCACGUGACCACGUCAAACGAGACUCAAGCAGCUCUACUAUCAGAAAUUUCAGCUGGCAAAAGGAUAUUGGAGCAACCACCUUAUGGUGGCUGUCCUGUGGAGAAGGGUUAUGUGCUUUACCAUAAGCAUUGUCUGAAGUUCUACACAAUCGGUCUAGACUACCAGGCUGCCAGAAGGCGCUGUGAAGAUGAUGGAGCUCAUCUCUUUCACCCGAAGUCAAGUGAGGAGGGCGGCUUGGCCUUGUUGUCGCUGAUGGACACUAACGGACAACAGCUAAACUCGAGCGGCCGUUGGUGGGUUGGAGCAGAUGACAUUGUGACCGAAGGCCAUUUCCUGUGGACCGAUGGCUCCCCCUUGCGGACCGAUUCCACUCUCUGGGCCAGAGGCCAGCCGGACGAUUAUUUAAGUAGCGAAGACUGUGUUGAGGUCUUGCACAAUAAAGUCUUGCUUCUAAACGACAACAAAUGCGGAGAGACCAAGGCCUUUAUUUGUCAGGCCGACCUCGAGGUCCAGUGAAACGACGGUUUGUUGUCAACAGCAACAAGGCAAUAAAAUUUAGAUAUUUUUUUAUCUCUAACCCGCUGGUCGCACUGUGCACUCUAUCUAUGAUAUCAAUCAUGAUAUUCAGGUCGAGUUGACGGUCUGCCCUUUCAAUGACAUCAGACAUGAUGGAGGGGAGUAUAGAUCAGGCUGACCUUUGUAGACAUUUAAAAAAAUGCUUUGCAUGCUCUGUUAUUGUCCUCUUCAAACAAGACCUGAGAAUGUCAAGUCUUUCUCCAAGCAACGCUUCUGUCACAACUGCACGCCGCGGGAAGAAAAUGCCUGAAACAUGAUUUUCUUGGAAAAUCUGUCUGUCCGUGAACCUGCGCUUUAAUGCAUAUGCUAAAAUGGUACUG
Pomacea canaliculata is the source of this 2571-nucleotide messenger RNA. Its product is annotated as C-type lectin domain family 4 member F-like. The coding region runs from base 116 to 2191 and encodes 691 amino acids. NCBI's taxonomy places the organism in Eukaryota, Metazoa, Mollusca, Gastropoda, Architaenioglossa, Ampullariidae. The transcript is spliced from 9 exons. The record is from RefSeq and is a predicted model, not a curated record.